This is a messenger RNA of Sipha flava (yellow sugarcane aphid), 735 nucleotides long. RefSeq lists its product as uncharacterized. The record is from RefSeq and is a predicted model, not a curated record. Bases 1 to 735 code for a protein of 244 amino acids. Gene Ontology annotation, molecular function: catalytic activity. The transcript has a single exon. NCBI's taxonomy places the organism in Eukaryota, Metazoa, Arthropoda, Insecta, Hemiptera, Aphididae.
AUGACUGCGUUCCUCCAAAUCCACUUGAACCGGAGCGAAUUGGCACAGCAACUGAUGUAUGCCAGGGCCGCCGAUCUUGACUCACACAUCCUGUUAGUGUCCGAGAUCCCAGCAAGAUCUCGAAACAAUCAGCGAUGGGUCACUUCCAGUGACAACAAAUGUGCAAUAGUUCUACCUAGAACCACACAUCACGUCUUCCUCGAUGAUCAAGGAGUAGGUGAGGGCUACGUGUGGAUCAAGUCCGGCCAAUUUAAGGUGUUUAGCUGCUAUUUCUCCCCGAACAAAACCCUUCGGGAAUUUAACAGCCAGCUCUGGAACCUUGAGGAGGAAAUCAGACAAACUGACCCUAGCACCGACAUUAUCAUUGGAGGCGACUUCAAUGCAAAGUCUAGUGUAUGGGGCUCGGCACGAACAGACAAGCGGGGACAAUUAUUGUCUGAGAUGAUGUCCAGUUUCAGCCUCAUCACGAUGAACUUCGGAUAUACACCCACCUACCAAAGGGCUAAUUCAAAGUCGAUAAUCGACAUAACAUUCGAGAGGGUAAGCCAAAGCGUACAAAUCGUCGACUGGAAGGUCCUGGACACGUUCUUGGCUAGCGACCAUAAGCACAUUACUUUUGAUCAACAGCCGACGACACGAGACGCAGACACGGACGCUCCAGCCCAAGAAGAAUUUCCUGCAUCCACUCGGAAAUGGGCAUACCGGAAGUUUGACCUAAACGCCCUGGAUACAUAA